UUUGGGCUUUCUCGCGAGAUCUGACAAUAGCGCGCGAAUAAAACAGGACGAGGGAAUGAUAGCAGAGUACGAGGAGGAACUUUCUUCAACAAAACAACAUCAACUACUGGACGCUGUUCUCAAGAAACAUCAACUUGUCUUACUCAGUACAGACAUCCAUCAGCUGAUUGGACAUCAAGAAACAUGUCUCCCUCCUCUGCUGGGGGCCAGCUUCACUUUGGAGUGUGACUAUCCACAGCCCCCCCAUGUAAAAGAAGAAGCGGACCCACAGCCCCCUAAUAUUAAAGAGGAAAGGGAGGAUACACAGCAUCCCCAAGGUAUGGAAGAAGAGGAGCAUCUACAGUCCCCCUACAUUCAAGAAGAAGGGGAGAGAGAGUCUCUUCUAGGACAGGAGGAGGCUGAUCCCACCAAGUUUCCACUGACUCUUGUCUCUGUAAAGACUGAAGACCAAGAAGAGAAACCACCUGAGUCCUCACGGCUUCAUCACAGUCCAAAUGUCUGUGAAGAACAUCUCCCUGAGCAGCAGGAGUGGACCUCCAGGAUGAAGCAGGAGGAGCCACAGCCCCCCCACAUCAAAGAGGAAGAGGUGGAGCCUCAAGACCCGCACAUUAAAGAAGAAGAGGAGGAACAUAGCAUCAGUCAAGAGGAAAAGCAUAUUGAAGAACUGGAGAAAGUUGAUGUCCCCAAGAUGCCAUUGACUGGUGUCACUGUGAAGAGUGAAGACGAGUUCAAAGGUGAUGAUAAAGAUUCUAAAGGUGAUAUUAAGACAUGUGACACUGACCACACACACUUUCAAUGCUCUCACUGUGACAAAACUUUUAAUCGCCAUCGUAAAAUGAAAAGACACAUGAAAAUACACAGUGGGGAAAGAGAUUUUUCCUGUUCAAUCUGUAGUAAAGGUUUUACACGAAAGGGUCAUUUGAAAAGACACAUGAGAACACACAACGAGGAAAAAGAUUUUCCCUGUUUAAUCUGUGGUAAAGGUUUUACACAAAAAGAUAAUUUGAAAAGACACAUGAGAACACACAGCGAGGAAAAAGAUUUUCCCUGUUCAAUCUGUAGUAAAGGUUUUACACAAAGAGAUUUGAAAAGACACAUGAGAACACACACUGGAGAAAAACACAUUUCCUGUUCAAUCUGUGGUAAAAGUUUUAGAAAUAAUGCUUAUCUGAAAACACACAUGAAAAUACACAGUGGGGAAAAGGAUUUUUCCUGUUCAAUCUGUGGUAAAGGUUUCACAGCAAAGAGUAAUUUGAAAAGACACAUGAGCACACACAGCGAGGAAAAAGAUUUCCCCUGUUCAAUCUGUGGUAAAGGUUUUACAGCAAAAUGUGAAUUGAUAAGACACAUGAGAAGACACACUGGAGAAAAACCGUUUUCCUGUUCAAACUGCAAAAAAAGCUUUUCGGAGCGAUCAACGCUUGUACAACACAUGAGAAGACACACUGGAGAAAAACCAUUCAUUUGCUCAGUUUGCGAUAAAAGAUUUUCUACCAAGAAAAAUUUGAAAAGACACACGAAAAUACACACUGAUCCUUUCGUCUGUUUAAAAUGCAGCAGAAGCUUUUCUGAACAAGCCAACUUUGUAUUGCACAUGAGAAUACACGACGGAGAAAAACCAUUCAAGUGCUCUUACUGUGCCAAAACGUUCCAAUACAGUGGCCAUCUGAAAAAGCACACAAGAGUACACACAGGCGAAAAACGCUUUUUCUGUUCAAUUUGCUUUAACGGUUUUUCAGAAAAUAAAGAUUUUCAAAAACACAUGAGAACACACACUGGAGAAAAACCUUUCGUUUGCUCCGUUUGCGGCAAAACAUUCUGUGUGAAGCAAAGUUUGAAAAUACACACAAGAGUACACACUGGUGAAAAACCUUUUUCCUGUUCAAGGUGCAACAAAAGCUUCACUAUUCGAGCAAGCCUUCUGGUACACAUGAGAAUACACACUGGAGAUAAACCAUUCAUGUGCUCAAUUUGCAAUAAAAGAUACAUUCGAAAGGGAGAAUUGGUAAUACACACAAGAAAGCAUACUGGUGAAAAACCUUUUAUCUGUUCAGUGUGUGGUAGAGGUUUUGCACAACAUCCCUAUUUGAAAAAACACAUGAGAAUACACUCUGGAAAAAAAACAUAUUCCUGUUCAAGGUGCAACAAAGGUUUUACUGAACGACAAUCGCUUGUAAGACACUUGAGAACACACACAGGAGAGAAAGAACCGGAGUGAGAAACAGUGUGCUGGUGAGAACAGCAAAUGAAGCUGCAGGAUUCUAUAUAAGCUGUCAUAAUGCUGACGUUCCAACAACAUCACCACUUAUAUCAUGUGUGACACAAUCAUGUCAAUAUGCUUCCACAGUUUCUAGAUUACAUUUUCUUUGUUUUGUAUUUUACUUCCAGUCAAGUACAUGUAUUAUUAUUAUUAGUUCUUUCUACUCCUUUUUUGGACAUAUUGUAAUGAGAAAUUGUGUAUAUGGGACAUAUACACUGUAGCUACUCUACAUGCAUGUUCAAAAUAAACUAAUACCGAUGUC
Nerophis lumbriciformis (worm pipefish) is the source of this 2522-nucleotide messenger RNA. NCBI's taxonomy places the organism in Eukaryota, Metazoa, Chordata, Actinopteri, Syngnathiformes, Syngnathidae. The record is from RefSeq and is a predicted model, not a curated record.